CUGCUGCCGGGCUCAGCGUUCUCUCCACUAAUACAUUUCCAGUCAAAAGCUAGGGCUAUUUUGGACAUCUCCCAGUUUUCCCCUGAAGAACAAUGGCCUAAAGAAUGUUGUGAUACGGUGGCAGCGUUUUGGAGUGGUCCUGAUAAACGGGCCCUUCCUUCGGUGUGAUUGAUGUCGAGACAAAGCAUUUCGGGACAGUAACAGAAGAUAGUGAGUGUGUUGUUAGCGUUCACUCUACGGGACUUCCCUUCCACAGCAAACCCAUGGUGCAAUACUGGCCUCAUCAAUGACUAUGCUGAAGCUGAAGCUUCUGUGUAAGUUCUGUGACGUUGAGUCUACCAGCUGUACGGGCACAGGGAACUGUAUGACAGACUGUAGCAUCACAUCCAUCUGCCCCCAUCCAGAGGACGUGUGUGUCAGCAUCUGGAGGAAGAAAGACAACAAUGUCACCAUAGACACGAUAUGCCACAACCCAGCCCAUAAGCUGCAUGGUCUGGUGCUGGAGGACUAUAACAACAGCAAGUGUGAGAUGAGGGAGAGGAAUGACAUAGGCUCCUAGUUCUUCAUCUGCUCCUGCUCCGAGGACGAGUGCAACGACCACCUUUUCUUCCCCCCCUAUUUUUUUUUAUAUACCAACUAUGUUACCCAUCGGUUGGCCAGUCCUUAACCAAAGCCAAUCAAGACAAGAAUCACAGACUAAUGUCAACUCAACUGUCAAUCAUAUCAACUGUACUGUGAUUCCAUCUGAACAACUUAGCAUGCCAUGUACCAUCAUCUGAAUAUAAAGACUCAGGUCAGAUGCAUUCGCAUGAUGGAUGACUGGUGGAUUGUGUUGAGCCGUGGAGUGAAAAUUUGUACACGUUUUGUAUGUGCUACUGCUAACAUUGGCAGUCGCGGCCUGUAUUGUUUUUCCAUGAAUGUGAAAUAUAAUGCCAUAUUUCCAUUCAUUUGGAAGACUACUAAUAUAAUAAAUACUGUACCUCACA
Molecule: messenger RNA, 986 nt
Organism: Oncorhynchus nerka (sockeye salmon)
Lineage: Eukaryota; Metazoa; Chordata; Actinopteri; Salmoniformes; Salmonidae
Product: TGF-beta receptor type-2-like
Exons: 4
Coding region: 287-559 (90 amino acids)
Biological process (GO): protein phosphorylation
Cellular component (GO): membrane
Molecular function (GO): transforming growth factor beta receptor activity, type II; metal ion binding; ATP binding
Source: RefSeq, a predicted model, not a curated record